CGUGUCAUCAAAAUGUUGAUGUCACUUUGAAAAGUUAAAUUGAUUUUCAAUCGAUUAGGCGUGCUAUUGAUAAUAUUCUAUUAAAAUUAUUGUCAGAAACUCAAAAACAGCAAAAACAUAUAUUUAUCCAUGGUAUAGAAUCAAUAAGAUAUAAUUAAUAUUGUAAAAUUGGAAACACAAAGAAGAUAAAGUAGAAUUUAAGAUUUAUUGGAAGAAGAAGCCUUUUAAACAUAAAUCUCGCUGAUAAUAAUAUUAAGAGUCAUCAGUGUCAUCACUGCUAUUCAAAAACAGCAGUAGAACAUUUAAACAAAUAAUUAAAUUAAAGCGUAAUUACUAUUCAAUUGUAAAACUGCCAUCAUCUUUACUCGACUCUCUUCAGAUUAAAAAUGGCUUUUCCUGAUAGCCGACGUAAAAAUGUCAAAAAUUAUUGAAUGGUUAAUUUAAAUCAAACAAAUAAAGCAUUCGGAUGUUUACGGAGACCAAACAAUAAGGUUGUUACAGUGGCACAAUACAAGCACAGUAUAGCGGGCAAUUUAGAGAAACGUCCAGUGAAGCCCAUGAUUGUCAGAGGUAGCAUUAGUGACGGGGCGGGGGUCAUCUCAGUGAGAAAAGAAGAUUUACGCACUCAUCAUGGAUUUCGAAACAUUGGCAGCAGGACUUAAUUGUACACCACCAGCUAUAGACGAUUUUCCUAGGGAUUUUUUUACAGAACAACAAAGGCAAGGUGGAGCCGUGAUUGUUCAUAUAGUCGUAUCUCUUUACCUCUUUGUGGCUUUGGCUGUAGUCUGUGAUAAAUAUUUUGUACCGGCAGUGGAAAAAAUAUGUCAUGCCCUGAACAUGACAGCAGAUGUAGCGGGUGCUACUUUUAUGGCGGCCGCCACAUCAGCGCCUGAACUCUUCGUGAACGUUAUCGGAACAUUCAUUACUGAGGGAGAUAUUGGCGUUGGUACUAUAGUUGGCUCAGCAGUGUUUAAUAUAUUGGCAGUAGCGGCAUGCUGUGGUAUCGGAGCUGGCAUGAGCGGGGCAAAGAUAGUUCCUCUAGAUUGGUGGCCUCUAACCAGGGAUUGUCUAGCCUAUGGUAUCACUGUGUCUAUCCUUAUUUGCAUCAUUCACGAUGAAAGGGUGGAAUGGUAUGAAGCUCUUUGUCUCGUCUUACUAUAUACCGUCUACAUUCUCAUCAUGUACUUCGACAAACCUAUCCAAAAUUGCGUAAGAGGGAGAUUGAGGUUAGCACAACUCAGUAUUUCACGUCGUAGUUCCAAAAACACGACAGAUAACGUCGAAAUUGCUGAAACAAAGUUACAUAUUAAGCUGCCCGAAGGUGGAGAUAAUAAGAUGGACUUCGGAAAUGAUAAAAAAGAAAAAAUAGAUGAUAUAGAGGCUAAAAAUAAUAUGUCUAAUUGUGACCAAGGCGUUUUCGUUAUAAAUUCGUCGACGCACAUAAACGGGUCACUAAAACUUCCAAUGGCAUUGGAGGAAAAACAUAGUGCAGCUAUUAGUAUAGCGAAAGAGGAAAAUGGCGAAGAAGUAAAAGAAAAAAACGGUCGGCAUUCAUUGUGGAAGUGGCCUGGAAAAAGUGGAAAAUUAGCACAGACAACAUGGAUUAUAACGUGGCCAAUAUAUUUAGUAUUCCUCUUUACAAUACCAGAUUGUGAAAAGAAGAGAUUUAAAAGAUGGUUUCCACUUACUUUCGUCAUGUGCAUCGUUUGGAUAGGAUCGUUAUCUUAUGUAGUAGCCUGGAUGAUUACAAUAAUAGGUGAUACAUUGAAAAUUCCUGAUUCAGUAAUGGGAAUCACAUUCUUGGCAGCCGGGACAAGUGUACCAGAAGCAGUUUCAAGUGUAAUUGUUGCAAAGCAAGGACACGGAUCUAUGGGUAUCAGUAAUUCCAUAGGAUCGAAUACGUUUGAUAUCCUGCUUUGUUUAGGUCUUCCAUGGUUUAUUAAAGCUACUUUUAUGCCGACUAUAGCUGGAAAACAUUGGGUUGGAAUUAAUUCAGCUGGUAUUGAAUACAGUGCCAUAUCGUUACUCUCUACAUUACUGAUGCUAUAUGUAGCCUUUGCUUUGAACAAGUUUCAGUUGGACAAGACGGUUGGAAGAGUAUGUCUUCUAAUGUACGCCGUUUUCCUAAUACUCGCAAGUUUAAUAGAACUGAACGCCUUCUUCAGGGUGAAUUUGCCUACCUGCGGACGAUGAACGAAGAAAGUCAUAUUCAAAAGUGGUACUUUAAAAGUGUGUGCGUGUUUAAACAGUUAAUUUGAACAAUGUAAAUUAUUAUAAAUCUACGGAUUUUCGUUUUACUGUCAGGUAUUGUAAAAAUAAUGGUUCUGUGGCUAAACAUUUCCAGACAAAUUAGCGCUGAACAAAUGAGCGCU
Psylliodes chrysocephalus is the source of this 2372-nucleotide messenger RNA. Lineage: Eukaryota; Metazoa; Arthropoda; Insecta; Coleoptera; Chrysomelidae. The record is from the annotation of a GenBank genome assembly.